Messenger RNA from Chenopodium quinoa (quinoa), 576 nucleotides. RefSeq lists its product as uncharacterized. Gene Ontology annotation, molecular function: nucleic acid binding; zinc ion binding. NCBI's taxonomy places the organism in Eukaryota, Viridiplantae, Streptophyta, Magnoliopsida, Caryophyllales, Amaranthaceae. The record is from RefSeq and is a predicted model, not a curated record. The transcript has a single exon. Bases 1 to 576 code for a protein of 191 amino acids.
AUGGGGGAUAUGAACCUGACUGAAUAUGCAGCCAAGAUUCUGCAAACAAGAUCAGAUGAGUCCAGGUUGUGCUAUGAAACCCCCUAUGGUGGUGAUGAGUUUGAGGUGAUAGACCAACAUGUUCAUUUUCCCAUCAAGCUGAACACUGGCAGUUGUGGUUGUGGGAAGUGGCAACAUUCUGGACUCCCAUGCAAACAUGCACUAAGGGUGAUUUACCACCAGAGGUUGCAACCUAUAGACUUUGUAGCCUCUUGUUUCAAAGGGAAGGCAUACAAGCUCACUUAUGUUGAGCAUAUGCACCCAAUGCCUGACCCAUCUCAAUGGCCAUCACUGAACCUGCCUAACAUACUACCACCAUUGGUGAAAAGAGCUGCAGGGCGACCAAAAAAGCAAAGGAGAAGAGGGCCAAAUGAAGCAAGGAAAGGGAAGAGGCAUUCAACAGUUAAGUGCAGCUUAUGCAAAGAGUUGGGGCACAACAUGCUGACUUGUGCAUCAAGGAAAAAAAGCGCUGCAACUGAAGCAAGCACAUCAACCACCUCCUCUCAAGCCAAGAAGAAAAGAAAGAGAGCAGCAUGA